Messenger RNA from Spodoptera littoralis (African cotton leafworm), 1530 nucleotides. The record is from the annotation of a GenBank genome assembly. Lineage: Eukaryota; Metazoa; Arthropoda; Insecta; Lepidoptera; Noctuidae.
AUGGCUAAAAACUAUUUUGAUAUGGAAAAUCCCACUUUGGAAGCACUUCAAUGUGAAGUGGACUUUUUCAGGCAAAAUCAGACAAUAGUGGAAGAAGAAAUAAGGACUCUAAUAGCAGACAAUCAGAAAUUGUCUCAACAAGUGGGGAUGCUAUUGAAGGAGAAGUUAGACAAUGCUAGAGCCAAUAGCCACAAUCUGGACUACACCAAGGAGUUGGAGGAGUUAAGAAAACAAGUCUCUUUGCUUUCAAAGGAACGAGACUCACUUCAUGUACUCUGGCAAACCUCACAGAAGACUAUAGAUGCCCUGGAAACUGAAUUGAAGACUUACCAAAGUUAUGACAGUGGGGGAAAGAAGCCCCCAACAGAAGAACGAAGAGAUUUUGAACUAAAACUCGAAACAGCAUUAACAGAUUACAUCGACCUCGAAAACAAGCACAAAGACUUGCAAACGAAACACGCUGUAUUAGAAAACGACUUGAAAAGCCGAGAGAAAGAGAUAGCAGCAUAUAAAGAGAGAGGCAAAGAGUUAGAAGAUAAGUUGAGUGACGUCACAAAGAGUUUAGAAGAAUAUAAAAUCAAUUUUGCGGUGGAGAAGAAGAAUAGUGAAGAUUUAAAAGAACAGUUGGGACAGUAUCAGAAGGAAUGUGCUGAAAAAUCGAAGAGGGAAGUGGAAGCUAAAUCUAAAGUAGCAGAAGCAUUACAACUGUACGACGAAGUGUCGAAACAGAAGAAUGAAGCUUAUAAAACUGUACAGGAAUUAUCUAGAGAAAUAGCCCAGCUUAAACACACAUUAUCGAACAUAAGACAGGAGAUAGAGACGUCGUGUAGGAAAGAAAUGGACGAGGUGAAGGAGAAGUACAAUGAGAAAGUAGCCGACAUGUUACAACAUAUUAGGAAUUUGGACGCUGAGCUCGUGGAGAAAGGGUUGCUACUGAAUAAAACUUUAAGGGAAAACAAAAUACUGCUGGCUUCCAACGAAAGUUACUUGAAACAGCAAAAGGAUUCAUUGAAGUCGCUAGAUCCGAAACUUGCACUAGCCGAACAAAAACUAGAAGCCAUGUUUCAAGAAUUGGUAGCAUCAGAAAGGCGCAACAUGCAACUAGUAUGUGAGAAGCAAUGUCUUGCUAUCGACAUACAAAGGAUGCAGGACGUCCACGCGAGGGAGAUCAAGCGACGCGACUGGGAAGAACAACUUCUGAGGACACAAUGCGAUGAACUUAAACUACAAGUGGAGCAUCUCCAGAAAUCGUUAGAAGAAACUCACGGGAUGGUGAACAAGCUACAAACUAUGCUUGCCUCCAGAACUGAACUUAAUCAUAAGAUGGUGACAACCAAAGAAGAGGAGGUGAUAGAACUGAAUAAACAUUUAGAAAAUCAAAUGGAGCUUAGUAAAAAAUGGAAAGAGUCCUACUUAGAAAUGACAGAAAAACUGAAGAAGAAAUUAGAUGAAAUGCAGAAAGAGAAUAAAGAACUAAGAUCAAAGUUAAAACUGCCUUACAUUGGCUCUUCAGAGGAAAGUAACAGCUAA